Molecule: messenger RNA, 1850 nt
Organism: Siniperca chuatsi (mandarin fish)
Lineage: Eukaryota; Metazoa; Chordata; Actinopteri; Centrarchiformes; Sinipercidae
Product: zinc-binding protein A33-like
Exons: 7
Coding region: 258-1694 (478 amino acids)
Biological process (GO): protein ubiquitination
Molecular function (GO): ubiquitin-protein transferase activity; zinc ion binding; protein binding
Source: RefSeq, a predicted model, not a curated record
UUUUUACGCAAAAAACAGGAAGUCAGCGCCUAAAACUGCUCGUGCUAAUGUAUUUGUAAACCAAAAUAACGAAGACAAUCCUGUAAAUAGGACGUUUAUUUAUGUGACUGGGAAUUUAUGAGUGUUUGUUGAAACUGCUUGGAACUAAAAGUACUGAACCUGAGCUCUGGCUGAGCAAAUACAAGUGAAUCUAUGAAAGUGAAAGUAAGUUGGCUGUCUGAGACAAGCGGGAGACAACCACAGGAGAAAUCAACAGAAUGGCUGCCAACGAAUCAGCAUCUGAAGUGGAUUGCACCUGCCCUGUGUGCUGUGAUAUAUUUAAGGAUCCCGUUGUCUUGUUGUGCGGCCACAGCUUCUGUAAGCACUGCCUUCAGGAGUGGUGGAGACAGAGCAGACUGCAGACAUGCCCGGUCUGUAAGGAAAUAUUUCCAAUGGCGCAGCCUCCACGUAAUCUGGCACUGAGAAACCUGUCUGACACUUUUAGACGAGAGAGGAGUCAGAGAUCUUACUCAGGAUCUAAGGAGUUUUGCAGUCUGCACAGUGAGAAACUCAAACUCUUCUGUGAGAAUGAUCAACAGCUCAUCUGUGUGAUAUGUAGGGAUGCACAAAAACAUAAGAAACACAACUGCGUCCCCCUCAGUGAAGCAGCAGAAGCCCAUAGGGCCAAACUCAAGGUUGAAAUGAUGCACUUAAAAAGCAAACUGGGUUCAUUUAAAACAGAAAAACACAACUGUGAUAAAAUGGCCGGCCACAUCAAGCUCCAGGCUCAGCAGACGGAGAAGACAAUCAAAGAGGAGUUUCAGAAGCUUUACCAUUUCCUGCGAGCAGAGGAGGCUGCUAGGAUUGAUGCUGUGAGGAAAGAGGCGACGCUCAAGAGUGAGGCAAUGAACAUCAGGACUGUUAAUUUGACUGCUGAGAUCUCCUCCCUCACAACCAGAAUCACAACCAUAGAGAGGGAGAUGAAGGCUGAGGAUAUCUCAUUUAUGCUGAAUGUCAAAUCCACUAUGGAGCGCGUGGAAAUGAUGAACUCUGCCACUGACAAGUCAAACUACUACAUAGAGAGAUCCCAAUGCAACCUGCAACAACCAGAGACUCCAUCAGGAGCCCUGAUCGAUGAGGCCAAACACCUGGGAAACCUGCUGUUUGCAGUCUGGAGGAAGAUGACGAAUAUAAUCCAAUAUACUCCUGUAACUCUGGAUCCCAACACUGGUGACUCGCUUUUAGUUAUAUCAGAACACAUGACCCGUUCAACAAAAAGCGACAAGAUUCAGCAGCUUCCUAAAAACCCAGAAAGGCUGGGCAUCUUAGAUGUUCUUGGCUCUGAAGGCUUCAGCUCUGGAAAACACAGCUGGGAUGUGGAGGUGGGGGGUUAUUGGGCUGUUGGUGUGGCUGCUAGAACCAAGGAUCCAAUCAAUGAACGCAGCUGGGGCAUCUACGUGUGUGUUUGCACUAACAUUCUGCGUGAACGUACUCCAGAGGAUUAUGUGAAAAUUGUAUCUGAAGACUCAUUUCCCCAAAAGGUCAGAGUGCAGCUAGAUUAUGACAAAGGAAUAUUAUCAUUUUUUGACCUUGAUAGGAAAACACCUGUACACACCAUCAAAUACACUUUCACAGGAACGGUCUUUCCGUAUUUUUGUGAGAAUGCAAAAAUCCUCCCAGCUGAAUUGUCAGUGAGAAUAAAACAACCCAGAUAGACAUUCUGCAUUACUGCAGAGGUCAAACAACAAGAGGAGGCCUUGAAACUGCCUUAUUUAGGUGACUUAAGUGCUUACGAUAUCACCUACCUUAGCAAAUCCUGGACUUGUUGCCACAUUAAGUAUGUCACUUUUUAUUACUGUUAAAUAUAUUUU